GCCGCGCGCCGCUAGCCUCUCCUCCGCCACCGCCGCCGCCGUCAUGUACGGGCUUCUAGUGCAGGGCAUCGCAGAAUACCUGCGGACAACGCUGGGCGAGCAGAAGUGGGAGGAAAUCAGGAAGCGGGCCGGCGUACGACAGCACAGCUUCACGACGCACAAGGUCUACUCGGAGACGGUCAUUCCUCGCAUCUGCCAGGCGACCGUAGAACUGACGGGCGUGAACAGGGACGACCUGAUGGAGAGCUUCGGCUUCUACUUCGUGCAAUUCACGGGCAACUACGGCUACGAUCGCAUCCAGAAGGUGCUCGGUCGCAACCUGCGUGACUUCCUCAACGGGCUCGACAACCUGCACGAGUACCUGCGCUUCAGCUACCCGAAGCUGAAACCUCCGUCGUUCCUCUGCCAGAGCGAGAGCCGCCACAGCAUGACGCUGCACUAUCGCUCGCGACGGAAGGGCUACGUGUCCUACGUGAAAGGCCAGAUAAAGUCGAUCGCGAGGGCCGUCUAUCGGCAGGAGGUGAAGAUAGACGUGCUCAAGGAGGAGGUGAGUCGCGAGCGCGUCGACGUCGUCAUGGAACUGAAAUUCGACAACUACUCGUACGUGCAUCCCGUCGAUUGCGUCAACACGACCUUGGAGAAGGCUAUGCCCGUCAACUCGUCGACGUUCUUCUCCGUGUUUCCGUUUCACAUCGUGUUCAAUAGGAUGCUGGUGAUUCAGCACGCCGGAAUUGGCCUGCUGUCCGUGCUCGGCAUGGAACAGCUGGACGGACAUAGCGUAGACGAGGUGUUCUCCAUUGUUCGACCACUGAUAGAUUUUAACUGGGAUCAGAUAAUAUCUUACGUGAACAAUGUCUUCGAGCUGUGCACGGUGCAGUCCGUACAAGGGGAGGAUGAUGAUGGAUACAAUCUAUCGGAGCUGGUGACUGACGCCGUUGGCGAUACCGCUUCCAACGAUUCACUUCGACGCUCUCACGGCAGGAAGCUACACGCAGAUACACGCACGCUAACGUCUCGUAGCUCGAAGAGCGUGGGGUCGUCCGAUGAUAAACUGCGCAUUAAAGGUCAAAUGAAGUUCAUGCCAGACUGGGAAAGUAUAGUGUUCUUGGGAACACCCAUUCUCUCAGAUUUGGACGCCAUGUUGAGGAAGGGUCUGUACAUCAACGAUCUCAGCAUGCACGAUAGCAGCAGGGACCUGGUGCUGGCCGGUACACAACAGUCCGCUGAACUCAAGCUGGCUCUUGACCAGGAGCAAAAGAAGAGUAGGAAAUUGGAGGCUAGCAUGAUGCAGUUGGACGCAGAGAUGAAGAGGACGGACGAGCUCCUAUAUCAGAUGAUUCCGAAACAAGUGGCAGACAGACUUCGCACUGGGGAGACGGCCGUGGCCACUUGCGAGGUGUUUACUAACGUCACGAUACUAUUCAGUGACGUAGUCGGUUUCACGAAAAUCUGCAGUAAGAUUACACCGAUGGAGGUCGUCUCUAUGCUCAACGCAAUGUACACCAAGUUUGACAUGCUUAUUGAGAUGCAUAAAGUCUACAAGGUGAGAAGAGCGAGUAUUCACUCGGGAACGGUCGUUGCCGGAGUAGUGGGAAUCAAGAUGCCUCGUUACUGCCUCUUUGGCGAUACGGUCAACACAGCCUCCCGCAUGGAAUCAAACGGAGAGCCGAUGAUGGUACACAUCAGCGAAACAACGAAGAACGAACUGCAGGGCAUCAACAAGUACACUAUCGAGCAUCGUGGCGCCAUUGAUGUAAAGGGUAAAGGUUCGAUGAAGACCUACUGGCUCGCGCGUGGUACGGACGGCGAGACGUUUCUGCACAGCGCCGAGCAUGAGAUGUAUGCGCAGAUGGUGAAGGCGGCAGAGGCCGAGGCCGAAACCAGGUCUCUCUACUCACCAUCACCGUCACAACGAGACGAAUAGGUAGCCGCGAGAUGAUGUCGCUGAUGAACCUAGCGACGCGUGUUGAGGACACGGACGCGUUAGAGAACCCCCUCUCCCCGCAGCCGACGGGGGUGACAUCAUCGCGCGACUUGCGAGUGCCCUCUAGGACCAGCUACACGCCCGUACUGCCCGGUAACCUUGACAGCCAACUCAUCAGCGUCAGUAAGGGCAGGACGGGCGAGUUGAAAGCUUCGCAGAAGACACCGCAAGAGCCAGGCAGAUCAAUCAGUGAUUCGCUGGAGAAGAGCAGCAAGACUAAUCUGGAGAAUCACGCGCAGAAGAGUCUAACGAAACUCGCCGAUGUCGUUAGCAUGGAACUUAACAAUAAGCUGGAGACGAGCCUGAUAGACCACAAUGUUGACACCAAGGGCGCCAAGGUCGUGUCGCCGACCGGUAAGAAGCGAGUCAGCAAGGCGUGCUUGCUCCUGUAGGAAGGACUAGAGUCGCAGAGCCGACGUAUGCUAAAUGCUCUUUUUUAUUUCUUGGUACACGUCAAUUCCGCGGGAUUUCAAAUUUAAUAGUUUAUUUAUUUAUUUACCCAUUCAUUCAUUUAUUCAUUUAUUCAUUUAUUCAUUUAUU
This is a messenger RNA of Priapulus caudatus, 2524 nucleotides long. RefSeq names its product soluble guanylate cyclase 88E-like. Lineage: Eukaryota; Metazoa; Priapulida; Priapulimorpha; Priapulimorphida; Priapulidae. Gene Ontology annotation, molecular function: oxygen sensor activity; heme binding; guanylate cyclase activity. Gene Ontology annotation, cellular component: guanylate cyclase complex, soluble. Gene Ontology annotation, biological process: nitric oxide-cGMP-mediated signaling; response to oxygen levels; cGMP biosynthetic process. The transcript is spliced from 11 exons. The record is from RefSeq and is a predicted model, not a curated record. The coding region runs from base 44 to 1924 and encodes 626 amino acids.